This is a messenger RNA of Lecanosticta acicola, 1371 nucleotides long. Lineage: Eukaryota; Fungi; Ascomycota; Dothideomycetes; Mycosphaerellales; Mycosphaerellaceae. The record is from the annotation of a GenBank genome assembly.
AUGCCUUCGGCAACUGGGCAGAAUUGGGAGAAAUACCAGAAGAAGUUCGCCGACGAUGAGCAGGAGGAGAAGAAGAUCACACCGCUUUCGGACGAGUAUGCUAAUGUUGCGCUGCUGAUGAAAGAACGAGGCUGACGGAUCUUUAGGGAUAUCCAGGUGCUCAAGACAUACAACUCAGCCCCAUAUGCCACCGCCCUGAAACAGCUCGAGAAGUCCAUCAAGGACAAGCAGACGUCCGUCAACGAGAAAAUAGGCGUCAAGGAAUCAGACACAGGUCUCGCGCCACCACAUCUUUGGGAUAUCGCAGCCGACCGACAACGCAUGAGUGAAGAACAACCGCUACAGGUGGCAAGAUGUACCAAGAUCAUCCCGGACGAGAAGGACAGCGAGAAGAGCAAGUAUGUCAUAAAUGUCAAGCAGAUCGCCAAGUUUGUGGUCAACCUGGGCGAGCGGGUGAGUCCCACGGAUAUUGAGGAGGGAAUGCGUGUCGGUGUCGACCGCAACAAGUACCAGAUCAUGCUGCCUCUGCCACCGAAGAUCGAUCCGAGCGUUACCAUGAUGACUGUCGAGGACAAGCCAGAUGUCACAUACGGAGACGUCGGAGGAUGCAAAGAGCAGAUCGAGAAGCUACGAGAGGUGGUAGAAAUGCCGCUGCUGUCACCGGAACGUUUCGUCAAUCUGGGUAUUGACCCGCCCAAGGGUGCGCUACUGUAUGGUCCACCGGGUACCGGCAAGACUCUUUGCGCCAGAGCGGUUGCAAACAGGACAGAUGCGACCUUCAUUCGUGUUAUCGGAUCCGAAUUGGUACAGAAAUACGUCGGAGAGGGAGCCCGCAUGGUCCGAGAGCUGUUCGAGAUGGCGCGCACAAAGAAGGCCUGCAUUAUUUUCUUCGACGAAAUCGAUGCUGUUGGCGGGGCACGUUUCGAUGAUGGUGCCGGUGGAGACAACGAGGUCCAGCGGACGAUGUUAGAGCUCAUCACUCAGCUUGACGGCUUCGACAGCAGAGGCAACAUCAAGGUCAUGUUCGCAACGAACAGACCUAGCACGCUCGACCCAGCUCUCAUGAGACCUGGACGAAUAGACCGCAAGAUCGAGUUUGCCCUGCCGGACAUGGAAGGACGGGCCAACAUCCUCCGUAUCCACGCGAAGUCCAUGUCUGUGGAGCGUGACAUCAGAUGGGAACUCAUCUCGCGUCUGUGCCCGAACUCGACUGGUGCAGAACUACGCUCCGUCGCUACAGAGGCUGGAAUGUUUGCCAUCCGUGCUCGGAGAAAGGUCGCCAGCGAGAAAGACUUCCUCAGCGCUGUGGAGAAGGUCAUCCGAGGUGGACUAAAGUUCAACUCUACCGCGGCAUAUGCGCAGUAUAAUUAG